AUUCCGAAUGUGGAAAUGGGUCGUUCGGGGUCUAGCGUCAUUCCGCGCUCGGAGUUAUGGAUUCUCCGGGAGGGGCUGAGAAGCCAAUCACAACUGAUCUCGAUUUGUAUGUACGCUCAACGCGUCUUCUGCAGAGGACACGAGCAUCGCGCGUCGAAGACUGCUAGAUCAAUCAACGAUAUAUCCCAUCCUGUCGCCACGGACAAAGGCCUAUUUCGCAUUCUUUAUCGAUCUUACCACACAUAAAGCUUCUUGCUUUUCGACAGUCUCGAGAUAUAAUGGAGCAGAACGAAGAAGUCAAUCUUGAAGAGCGCUUGAAAUCUGCUCUCUGGUUAUCGAUUGGAAAGAUCGUGGAUGAAGAGACCAUCAAGCUUGGUGUCAACGCCACCCCUCAGUUCAUCGGAGCUUUGACUGAAAUGGUCUGGGCCCAAAUCGAGACGGUCAGCCAGGAUCUGGAGUCAUUUGCUAAGCAUGCCGGGCGCUCAACAGUCAAUGUCGCAGAUGUGAUGCUACUUGCACGCCGUAACGAAGGACUGGAGUCUAUUUUGCGAGCAUUUGUUGAGCAACAGCGUGAAGAAGAAGCUUAACUGGUCGGGAUGAAUCCCCGCGUUCGAGCCUUACGCAGGUUCACGCAGCUUUGCGACUAAAGUGUGGCAGCGGGAGCAGAUAAGGCGGCUGCCCAUCGCUACCAUUCAAAAUUGCCGCUACCUUUAUUCUAGAAGCCUGCGCUCAGUGCUGCUGAUCUCUUUAGACUGUCAAGUGCUGGACACUAAUAAUAAAACGACCUGGUUGCCCCAUUUCGUGUGACAGCUGCGGGACUGGAUAUUACUCAGUGUCAUGUGUCGGAAUGCCGGAUAUAUGACGCCACUGCCUAGCACCCCACAAAGUGAAGAAUCGAGCUUCACUCCCCAGACGCCAUUUCAAGCCACCCCCUUCUGAUUCUUGGCCGCUUGCAGUUGAGCCACUUCUCAGCAAAUACUUGAACCUGAAUUAGCGCCACUCAGUU
This is a messenger RNA of Aspergillus eucalypticola CBS 122712, 1006 nucleotides long. Its product is annotated as CENP-S family protein. Gene Ontology annotation, cellular component: Fanconi anaemia nuclear complex; FANCM-MHF complex. Lineage: Eukaryota; Fungi; Ascomycota; Eurotiomycetes; Eurotiales; Aspergillaceae. The coding region runs from base 279 to 587 and encodes 102 amino acids. Gene Ontology annotation, biological process: resolution of meiotic recombination intermediates; replication fork processing. The record is from RefSeq and is a predicted model, not a curated record. Gene Ontology annotation, molecular function: protein heterodimerization activity; chromatin binding. The transcript is spliced from 4 exons.